AACAUUUAUUACAGUUCAUGGGAUUUUAGGAAAAAUUCAACUUGCACAUGUCAAAGUCGAAAUUUCGGUGAAAGCUUAACUGUUCUACUGUGUUUAAUUUGUUGAAUUGAAAUAAAUAUAAUAAAAGAGAAGAUAACAUAUAUUUAUGAGUUAUUUUAUUCAGUUGUCUGUUUUAAUGACCAAAUAAAUGAGAGAAUGAAAUGUGAAGACAUAAAAAGUAAUUUAAGCCUUUACGACUUUUAAAAAUCGUCAUACGUUCUUCUGUACCGGCAAUUGUACAAAUUUUUAAACUUAAAAGCACUGCCGUAUGUUAAUAUGUUUUGUUCAAAAGUCUUUGUUGAAAGUGGCAAUACUUUUUGUCUCUCUGUUGACGAGAAGUUUAAUUAUGUUACUCGUAAAGACCAUCCUAAUUUAGUAUGGACGCAGCUGCUAUUAUUGGCUGCUUUAAACUUGUUUCUGCUUUUCUAUUUUUGCUUCUUGGUGGAGGAGUCCAAUAUUUUGUACCACAUUCGUGCUUCCAUAAGCCUAAAUUUCAUACAAGAAACAAAUUUUGGGUUUCUGUGGACAAAAUUCAAGUAAAUUGCGUAAGCGAGCUAAGAUGUGGAACAUUUCAGGUUCGAGAAAACAAAAUCCAAACAAAUCACCUGUAGCGACAACACACUUUAAAGAGAAAAAAGAGAGAAAGAACAAUUUGCAUGAGAGGUUAAGUUCUCAAGACUUACAAACGAUCAAAGAUGUAAUAAAAAAAGCAACAUCUGCACCCUCACCUUACGAAUACAGUUUGAGAAAAGCAGAUCGUAAUUCUUUGAAAAGGACUCGACAAAAUUUCAAAGGUUUCUUCCUAACCAUUGUUAACAUGUUGAGUAAAGGUGAUGACGACAGCGACUGUUAUCCCUAUCAAAGCGAAUUGUCAUCUUCAACGCCUUACAAAAGAAAAUUACGGAAAAAAGAAAGUACCUGCUACGAUGAUACAGAACAAACAAAAACUUUUUUUCAUGACCUUAAAGAAAAAAAUAUUGAUGGAGAAUCGAGUAGCUCUGCGCAAGGUCUCCAAAGCAGCCAGAGGCCGACGGACAAUUCUGAGGACAAAGAAAAAAGUUUUUCAGUAAAGUCUGACCCAAAUGAAGAAAACCAUGACAAGAACUUUAAAAAAUUGCUCGACGAAACUAAGAGUAUAAAAGCUGACGUUCACGAAGCACUUCAAAGUUGCGCAUGGCUUUCUGGAGAGUAUGGAACAACUGGUCCAAACGAAACGAUGCCGUUUUCUCACUUGUAUGUCACAGUAAAUGAAGGAGAGGAAAAAUCAUAUGAAAUCUUUAAAAAAGAUAUUGAUGAAAAGUUUGGAUGGGAAGCUUCGAAAUACGUUGAAUUACGAUCUAAGCCACUGAAAGAAGCGAAGUUUCGAAUGCUGUCCGAAGUUCAUGCUGUGAGAAGUGAGGGUAAUCGCAGUACAUUGACAGUAUUUUGUCUUAAGAAUGACACGUAUUAUGCCUUGACUUGUGCGCAUGCCGGUGUUGUUGAUGAUUUAUUUGUCAAAAACUUUGGGGCAAUUUCAGCUAACAUUCAAAUUUACAAAACGCGCACGGAAUAUUUUUACAUGCAUCCAAAUAAUGACAGAAUAGUGCCAUUGCAAAUUGGUCAGUGUGAAAAGCCAACUAGAUUUGUUAUGAAUGAAGAAGUUGAUAUCAUGAACAUUGCCAUUGGUAAUAAGGAAGAUUUUCAACAGAUUGCAACGAGUAGUUUGCAGCCUCUCAACUUGUGCUUACAUGAGGCGAAUCAAGAGCUUUCUCGUAGAAUUGAUAAAAAGAACGAAACUGUCAAAGCUCGAGCUGCAAACGCACGGGGCGUUAUUCAAGAGUUGAACUAUUGUAAAUCAGAUUUGGACAACCAGAAGAAAGCUAUAUACAAGAAUGCAGUCAAAGUUAAAAUUGAGAACGACCCGUUUCUUCGUUCCGGAGAUUCUGGAGCACUGGUAUACUUUUUAAACAAAGAAAACAAUUGGAAACCAUUUGCGUAUGUUGUUGCAGAAAUAGAAAACGAAAUUAUUAGCGAUUCAAGUAAAACUUACAUUUGCCUGAAAUUGGAAAGGCUUUAAAAGAACUAGACCUUGAAAAUGGGCAAUAUUUCACUGACAAUGAAAAUUAGUAACUGAAAACAUAAUAAGUGUAUAAAGUGCAUAUAUAUAUAUAUAUAUCAAUGAAAAAUAAACAGAAAAUAGUAUGCUUUUAUUGCUACAAUGGCAUCUAACAAAAUAUAACUGUAAUUGCUUUAAUGUAAAUUAUGUACAGUGCCAUAUAUAGGUGAAUAGUGCAAUACAACUUUAAUAAUAACUCCGUAAAUACUUUACUGUGAACAAAUAAUUAUGCACGAAUAAAUAUAAUUAUAGUAAGUCAA
Molecule: messenger RNA, 2394 nt
Organism: Xenia sp. Carnegie-2017
Lineage: Eukaryota; Metazoa; Cnidaria; Anthozoa; Malacalcyonacea; Xeniidae
Exons: 12
Coding region: 599-2095 (498 amino acids)
Source: RefSeq, a predicted model, not a curated record